Paramecium octaurelia is the source of this 312-nucleotide messenger RNA. The record is from the annotation of a GenBank genome assembly. NCBI's taxonomy places the organism in Eukaryota, Ciliophora, Oligohymenophorea, Peniculida, Parameciidae.
GAAAUUGAAAAAAUCAAUCGUGUGAUUUUAAAAACAAACCUAAACUAUAUAAUUAUCUACAAUACCUGUCUAUGGUGUUUGUUAAAGUGAAAAUCAAUCAAGGAAAGUAUAAUUAUAGGUUAAUCCAUAAUGAUCGAAAAAGUAAAAGAGACGCCUUAGAUUGUGAAUGUCUUCCAAAUCCUUACUUGGUAUAAGAUUGAAGUUUACUGAAAAGAAGUACAAUCAACUACAUGAAGCUUACGAAGAUUUAGCACUUGCAGAGGAUCUAGAAGAAACAUAAAAUAUCAUGAAUCGGUGACUAUUAAACUAGUA